This is a messenger RNA of Sporothrix brasiliensis 5110, 729 nucleotides long. RefSeq lists its product as uncharacterized. NCBI's taxonomy places the organism in Eukaryota, Fungi, Ascomycota, Sordariomycetes, Ophiostomatales, Ophiostomataceae. The transcript is spliced from 3 exons. The record is from RefSeq and is a predicted model, not a curated record. The coding region runs from base 1 to 729 and encodes 242 amino acids. Gene Ontology annotation, biological process: mRNA splicing, via spliceosome. Gene Ontology annotation, cellular component: U1 snRNP. Gene Ontology annotation, molecular function: U1 snRNA binding.
AUGUCGAGCGACGCGCCUGUAGCCACGGUCUACGUGCGUAACCUUGAGGAGCGCAUCAAGCCAGAGCCUCUGCGCGACGCCCUCGAGGCCAUCUUCUCCGAGUUUGGCACCGUCAUCGACAUUGUUGCCAAGACGAACCUGCGUGCCAAGGGCCAGGCCUUUAUUGCCUUUGACAGCCCAGAGUCUGCAAAGCGCGCCGUCGAGGAAGCCCAGGGCUUCGUGCUGUUCGGUAAGCCCAUGGUGCUUGCCAUUGCGCGCAUGCGCAGCGACGCUACCGUGCAACAAACGGGCACGCCGGAGGAGCUCGAGGCUCACAAGCGGCACCGAGUGGCCGAGAGGGACAAGAAGCUUGCUUUCGAGACCGCCGAGGCCCAGAAGCGCCAGCUCCUGCGGCCCCAAGCAGACGCACUCGGCGGCGCGGCUCUUGGUGGUGCGGCUGCGCCUGCUGCCCCGGCCCAGAUCCCCGACGAGUACCUACCACCCAACAAGACGCUCUUCGUGCAGCAUCUUCCACGAGACAUCGACUCCGACCGUCUCACCGAGAUCUUCAGUCGCUUCGAGGGUUUCCGCGAAGUGCGCCUGGUGCCUGGCCGUGGCCUGGCGUUCGUGGAGUACGAGGCCGAGCAGGGCGCCAUUGCGGCCAAGACGAGCACAGCCGGCAUGCUGCUGGGCGAGGACAGCGACGAGGGCGGCAAGAAGUCGAUCAAGGUGACUUACCAGCGGCAGUAG